CGCCCCACGCAGGAAAUCAAAGAAAAAAGGUCCCGCGCUCACCCUUACCACUACCUUUCUCUUUGUUUACACUCGUUGCUGCCGACGCAUCCUUUCAUCUCUCACCACACACAAAACCCAUCAUGUCCGAUCGAGAGUUCAGCUCCAACGAUGACCUGUCGCUCCCCAAAGCGACGGUCCAAAAAAUCAUCACCGAAAUCCUCCCCCCCAGCAUGGGCCAGACUUUCUCCAAGGAUGCGCGCGAUUUGCUCAUGGAAUGUUGUGUCGAGUUCAUUACUCUGAUCUCGUCCGAGGCAAACGACAUCAGCGAAAAGGAAGCCAAGAAGACCAUCGCAUGCGAGCACGUUGAGAAGGCACUGCGGGAUCUUGGCUUUGCAGACUACAUCCCCGAUGUACUUGCGGUGGCUGAGGAGCACCGGGAGCAACUGAAGUCACGGGAGAAGAAGCAGAGCAAGAUGGAGCAGAGCGGCCUGUCCGAAGAGGAGCUCCUCCGGCAACAGCAGGAACUCUUCCGGUCUGCGACUGAGAAGUACAACGCAGGCCCGGAAUAAGAUGGCUUCUUGUCCAAGAAUGAGCUCAUGCUGGUCAUAGAGGAAAACGGUUGCCGGGCGUUAUUUGGCUGUCUUUACGAGAGGGUGCUUUCUUGGAGUUUUUUGAUGGUUCUUUAUCUUUGCCAGUGAUUUUCGGAGCAUGCAAUUCAGGCGCAAUACAACUAAUGACCUCUCUUGACAUUCAAUGCAUCAUGAAACCUCUGAACGAAUU
Molecule: messenger RNA, 762 nt
Organism: Penicillium brasilianum
Lineage: Eukaryota; Fungi; Ascomycota; Eurotiomycetes; Eurotiales; Aspergillaceae
Source: the annotation of a GenBank genome assembly